Molecule: messenger RNA, 3287 nt
Organism: Pseudophryne corroboree (corroboree frog)
Lineage: Eukaryota; Metazoa; Chordata; Amphibia; Anura; Myobatrachidae
Exons: 3
Coding region: 199-1527 (442 amino acids)
Source: RefSeq, a predicted model, not a curated record
GCUAUACCCCUUUCACAUCGCAGUUUGGAGCCGUGUUAUUACCGGGUUAUUCCCGGGUUGGUGCCUUUCACACUGAACCCGGUUCGCCCUGUGAAAACAUUUGUGAUGUCAUUAUAAAUGGACUUUUCUGUCUCCUAUUGAUGAGGUUGCAAAGGUAUUACAAGGAGGGGCUGGGGAGUGCUCAGUAGUGCAGCAAUCAUGGCCGACACAGCACAUGUCUCUAUAGAGUUUGUGAUAGUCUCAGCUGUACUACUCUUGGAUUCAGCCUGUGAGAGGAUAUUUGAGCUUCUCACAUUCUGUAGCUUGUUCAGCAGCUAUGUUAUGAGGAGGAGGAGGCUGCAGUAUUUGAGAGACACCACCAUUCGUCGUCGGCAAUACCUGCGCAGGAGGAGAUCGUUUAUAUCUGCUUCUGUGACCACCAUACUCAACCUUAACCACAGUACUCAACGAAAAUUGUGGUCUAGAGAACGGCAGCAUGGGCAAGUUUUUAUGCAAAGUGUACUGAACUUUCAGGAUGUUCAGUGGAAGUGUCACUUCAGGAUGUCACGUCACACAUUCCACUAUCUUUUGGAUUUAAUGUCCCCAGCACUCUCUAGACAGACCACAAACUUCAGGUCACCAAUAGAGCCAAGCAGGAGGCUAGCUAUAGCAUUGUGGUGGUAUGCCACUCCCGGUGAAUAUCGCACAAUUGCUUGCCUGUUUGGUGUGGGGAUAUCUACCGUGUGCACCAUUGUACAUGAAGUGACCAAAGCAUUGGUGGACAACCUAUACCACCGAUUUAUAUCUCUUCCGCAAGGCCAGCGUUUGGAUGAAACAAUUGUGGGAUUUGUGGAGUCUGGAUAUCCGCAGUGUGCAGGUGCAAUUGAUGGUACCCACAUCCCUAUAAUCGCACCUCAUGAUAAUCAUGCCGACUACUACAACAGAAAGGGAUGGCAUUCCAUUGUUUUGCAAGCUGUGGUGGAUCAUAAGUAUUGUUUCACUGACGUAUUCAUCGGCUGGCCGGGGCGGUCACAUGACGCUCGAGUUCUUGCAAACUCUGAUCUGUACCGGGUAGCAGAGGACAAGCAAGGGGGCUACCUUUUUCCAAGAGAGAAAUCCAAAUUUGUGGACGGAGUGGAGAUACCGGUACACAUAAUUGGUGAUGCAGCCUACCCGUUACGACGAUGGCUCAUGAAGGGGUUCACCCAACAUGUCCAGCUGAGCCCCAAUCAAAUUACAUAUACACACACCCUGAGCUCGGCAAGAAUGGUGGUUGAAAAUGCCUUUGGACGAUUAAAAGGACGUUGGCGCUGUCUUAUGAAGCGCAAUGAUGUAGACAUUAAUAUCAUGCCUAACAUUGUUGCAGCAUGUUGUAUUCUGCAUAACUUAUGUGAGUUUCAGAGGGAGGAAUUCCUACCAGAGUGGACAGUGCAGGCCACUGCUGCGUACCCUGCCCUUGAUUGUGAGGCCUAUUUGGGCGACCAUUCUGGUAGUGCAGAACAGAUGAGGUCUGCUAUAAUGGCCAACCUUCCCUCAUUACUCCGUUAAUUUUUCUCAGUUUGUAUAUUGUAUAUAUUGUUGUUGUUCCAAAAAAAAAACCUGUUUAGUUGACAUUCUGCUACUGUGUCGAUACAAAUGUACAACAUCAAUAUCCAAUUUGAAAUGGAUGUAUCAAGCAUUUUGUUUGUUUGUAAGUCAAAAUAGGACAAGUCCAAAGAUUAACAAAAGGUCAGAGACCGUAGAAUUUUAAUUUGUAUAAAACUUUGGAAAAUAAAGUAGUGCAAUCGUUACAGUAACAAGUCAAACAAGUAAUAGUGCAGUAAAAACACUCCUAUGAAUUUAAAACCAACCUUUUUUUAAAAACAAUAAUAUUUAAGUUAAAUUACGAUAAACAGGAGACUCUGUUGUUGUCUCCGUUUCAGAAGGUGAUUGGGUGUGUUGAGGUUGUGUAUGUCGAGGAUGGGUAUAGUGAGUUGGAGUUGUUGGAGGUGGGGUUUGUUGGGGUUGGUUAUGGCGAGCAUGGGUAUGGUGUGGCGUUGGUUGAGGUGUGGUAUGAUUAUAGUAGGGGGGUGCAGGGUAUUGGGUAUAUGGUUGAGGGUAGUUUGGUGGCACUGUGUGCAGCCCUUCAAUGCAUUGAAACAUUCGGUCAAAUAUGGACAUUUGAAAUUCCUGCAUUUCUCUCUGACGUUCUCUUGCAUCCCUAUUAUAGGUUUCCUGCAUAGACAUCAGCUGCGUCAUAAAUGUAUUGUUCAUCUCUUGCUCUGCCUGCAGAAAUCGCUCGAGACGUGCAUCUUCUCGAUCAGCCAUAGCAGCGUCCAUCUCCUGUAAUUUUUCAACCAGGACAGUGGUCAUAAUUCUUGCAGCUUGCUCCGUUUUAUUUGGACGGCGCCUCCUUGGCGGAACAGUAUAUACUGCAGACACAAAUCAAAUAAUAUGUUAUUGGAAUUUGCAAAGAGCUUAUAUAAAAUAGCAGUGUUUGCAAACGUGUUUUGUGGCCUCCUUCCACCUACACACUGCAUAUACUCUGCAACAUUUAUCAUUUUAAAUUGUAUGCAUUUUUUUCUAUGAUUUAAUGACGUUAAUGUUUAGAGUUGUUAGUUUGUGUUUAGUUGACGUUAAUUGUUCAUGUUAGUUAUUAUGCUUUAGGAUUGUUGUACUUACUGUUUCCACGCAAAGGCUGCGUUUGUGCAAUUAUGGCCAUUUGACUUGGCCCAGCCGCUGUGUCUUCUGGCGCAUCAGUGGUUUCAGUUCUGCUGGGCUCCUGUACAACUGGGUCAGGCAUAGUGGUUGCCAUCGGUUGCGUAUCAUCCAGUACGAGUAGUGGAGAUGGUGGUGGUGGUGAUCGGGUGUCUGGGUCCUGUGCUCGGGUGUCUGGGUCCUGUACGCUGGUGGAAGCAGCAGAGGCCUGUCUUGUUUCUGCUGCUGCUAUGCUGGAGGAUAAGCUAACCGGUGUUGCAAGUGGUGUGUGGCCAAAUAUGGUGGCACACUGCUCAUAAUAUUGCCACUCCAUACGGGCAGCACCACUUCUGUUUCUGUUGUGGUCGUGGACCUUAUGGAAAUUCCUUUUAAGGGCCUUUAGCUUAUUGAUUACCUGCUGUGAGGUACGGUGGAAUCCAGAGGCUGCAAGCAUCUUCGUUAUGUUUUUGUAUGUGAUUGCAUCCUUAACAGUCCCUGUCAUUUGGUGGGUGAUUUCCGACUCCCCUCUUAUCCGCAACAGCUCCCUAACCUCAUCCUCACUCCAGUUUGCCAUAUUUUCCAAGCACUGUACCCGUGAAUGUAGAAGUAUAAUAAAAACACAAUGUUUAAAG